UUUCUUUACUGGCCCACUGGUGAAGGCGAAGGACACAUUACGGCUCGAAGAUGGAUGCAGUCGUGUUCCGUCGACGAUAUUAUCAUCAUCUUCACUAGAUAAGGAACUGGAAAACUUUAAUUUUUCAGAUGUUCAGAUCCAAAAGAAAAUCACAAUACCAACAAUAAUAACGACAGAUGUAACGAAACAUGGACGACAUCAUGAAAAAGAUAGGUCAAAGUUUCAUCAUCAAUAUACUCCAUAUUUCGAAGAUUGGAACGGAGUGUUUUUCGAUACAAUAAAUACGGAGGAAGAAGAAAUACAGUUAAAUUUAGUCUGGGAAGAGAAAUCAUUAUAUCGGCUAGAAACUACUAAACUUUUAUCAUUGUCUUCUUUGUCAUCUUACGAUCGAUUCUUUUUGGAUGUUGCUUUUAGCCAUAAUUUAGGAGAAGUUGACGACGACGAUUCAGACUUCAAUGAUGAUUUUUUGGUGUUAGAUUCACCGUUCUUUCAUCCUUUGAUGGACAAUAUUUAUUAA
This is a messenger RNA of Ambispora gerdemannii, 517 nucleotides long. Lineage: Eukaryota; Fungi; Glomeromycota; Glomeromycetes; Archaeosporales; Ambisporaceae. The record is from the annotation of a GenBank genome assembly.